Messenger RNA from Monoraphidium neglectum, 569 nucleotides. RefSeq lists its product as hypothetical. The annotation marks the transcript as partial. Lineage: Eukaryota; Viridiplantae; Chlorophyta; Chlorophyceae; Sphaeropleales; Selenastraceae. The record is from RefSeq and is a predicted model, not a curated record. The transcript has a single exon.
GGGAGUUCCUGUGGGAAGCCGGGCUGCAAGGCAUGUUCCGCACCGGCGACUGCAUCUUCCAGCCCGCCGGCAGCGGAGGAGGAUUCAGCGCAGCCGCGGCGCCCGUGUUGGCACCGUCCUUGCCAGCAGCAAGGCAAUUACCGCCGCCGCAGCAGCAGCCGUGGCAGCAGUGGGAGCCUGGGAAGGGGCAGGAGCGGCAGGGCAAGCGCCAGCGCUGGAUGAGGGAGCGGCUCGCAGCGAUGGGGUCUCCGCUCGCACUGGCCGUGGCCGCUUGCGAUGACAGCGGCGGCAGCACCCAGGGCGGCGGCGUGAACGGCAGCGGCGGGGGCGGCAUUGGCGGCAGCGCCGGCGACGCGGUCGCUGCGUUGGACCUGCUGACAUUCACCAGGGGCGGCGCUGCGGCACAGCGCGUCGCUGCGCUGGUGGCGGCGGACUGCUCGACUGUCGCGGGGCAGCUGGGCGCCGGCUUGGAAGGGCAGGGGGCGGGCCCCCUCGUGACGCAGCAGCGGCUGGCGUGGGCAUGGGCGUCUCCGCUGACUGGCAGCGGCUGGACAAGGGCUGCGAGUUGA